AUGAUGUUCAACCAAACGACCUACCAGGCGGAUUUCUACACCAACGUCGUGUGGUCACAGCUUACCGAGGGCGAGAAUCGCCAGUUCCCCAUCCCGAGCGACUUCUCCUUCGUCAAGUCGGUGCUGAUGGCUGAUGUCUACCUGACCAACAAGGCCGUCAACAUGACCCUCACAUCGUCCUUCAAUGCUUCGGUCGAGCCCUUGCUCGCGCCUCUCGAUCUGCCGGCGCCCACCCAAGUCCCCUCGCGCCUCCUCCACGCCAGCCCCGAAGACAACUCGCUCACCCUGCAGCUCGGCCCCAGCUCCCUCCUCGUCAAGCUCCGCGUAAUGAAUUGGCACUACGCGAGCACGAAGAACACCCUCACGAUGGCGGGGAAUGUCGAAUCUAGCGCGAGCGGCAUUGACGUGUUCUGGAGCAAGUAUCCGCCGCCCACGAACAACAUGGCCACCGUGGGUCUCCCUGCUAAGCAAGCCACGUGCUAUGUAGGUGGUCCUAAGAUCAUCAUCGUGCACCUGAUGAACAACGCCACUGUGGGUUGUGAUGGAGUGACCAAGUCGAUUCAGUCCGUUUACGUCGACACACGCUACGACCUCCGCCACAUUCUGUCGCCCGUGUCGGCCGACAUUCGCCUGAUCUUCCCCUCGCUGCACGACACCUUCCACUGCGUCAACGCGACCAACCACUCAGUGCCCUGCGAGUGCAAGGAGACUUUCAUCGACUUCGUCGUCUACAUGGAACUGGACAAGUGGGAGACGAUCGUGCAUUGGUGGCUCAUUGCGGGCAUCAUCGUGCUCGCGCUCGGCGCCUUCGCGAUCCUCAUCUGCGUGUUCGUCUGCGUCGCACGACGGUACAACCGGUCGCUGCAGGAGGACAAGAUCAAGGAGCGGGAGGAGAAGCGGGCCAGGAACGAGCGGCAAUCGGUCAACCCCGCUGGCGCCACCCGCGUCCGCGGCGAUGAGGAGUCUUCGUCGGGCGAGGAGGCCACCGCGGCCCAGACAGAGAAGAGGGUAUGGCGCCGGCCCGACCUCACCGCAGAGGAAGAGACCGACCCACUCCUCCGAUUCGUGUACAAGAAGAAGACCAUCUAG
Molecule: messenger RNA, 1089 nt
Organism: Acanthamoeba castellanii str. Neff
Lineage: Eukaryota; Discosea; Longamoebia; Acanthamoebidae
Exons: 7
Coding region: 1-1089 (362 amino acids)
Source: RefSeq, a predicted model, not a curated record